Molecule: messenger RNA, 846 nt
Organism: Paramuricea clavata
Lineage: Eukaryota; Metazoa; Cnidaria; Anthozoa; Malacalcyonacea; Plexauridae
Source: the annotation of a GenBank genome assembly
GUGGCUGACAGCGCUUUAACGGCUCUUUUCACAGAAGCGACGGCCCUGGAGUACGAGACCUUCCAAAACACAGUAGGGAAUCUGACAACCACAGACAGAAAUACUGCAGAUUUUGUCUUCAUGAUGUGUUUGAGUCGGAAUGUCAUUGGUCGUCUUGGGAGUGCUACAAAUAAAGCGAAAAAUUUUUUUAGAAGAUAUAUUGGAUCGAAUUAUAUUCGAGAAAUGGCAGAAGCUGGUGGAGUGGUAAGGUUCAUGGAUUUGAUAAGGAAAUUGUUAACACCCUGUCCCCCCCCCUUGCCAAGGUUAGGAAGGGUACGCACCCUCUUUGCCUCCCCCUCCCCAGUAAAUACAUCACUUUUCCUGCCUCCUCUGCCAGUUCUUAUUUUUUGGCACACAUCAGUGACAUAUAUAGAUCAGUGAUUGGGAAGUUCUCCCUGAGCCUUAAAUCAAUUUGUAUGCAACCCACACCACCCCCCUCCCCCCACCUUUUAAAGUGAGCGGGGCAGUCCCUGUUCAUUGGUGUUCAUUGACACACUCGGUGUUUCAAAUGAUAUAAUCAUAGGCGUAUGGAGCUGAUGCAUUUCGGUCGGGGGGGGGGGGGGGCAGUUGAACGUUUACCCGAAUUUUUAUGGAGAGUUGUAAUGAAAUAACUAGAAUUUAACAUAUUUUCUGAUAAGUCUGCCCAAAUUCUCUUGAUCUUUCCUACCAUUUGCCCCAAAUUCCAUGGUUGGCCCUAACCGUUGGGGGCAGUUACCCCCCCCCCCCUGUCGUAUACGCCUAUGGAUAUAACGGAUUAUAUGAAAUGAAUUCUUUUGUUUAUUUUAGGCACAAUAUGUCCAGCAGUAG